Macadamia integrifolia is the source of this 2264-nucleotide messenger RNA. Its product is annotated as glutamate receptor 2.7-like. Lineage: Eukaryota; Viridiplantae; Streptophyta; Magnoliopsida; Proteales; Proteaceae. Gene Ontology annotation, molecular function: signaling receptor activity; ligand-gated monoatomic ion channel activity. The coding region runs from base 21 to 2264 and encodes 747 amino acids. The record is from RefSeq and is a predicted model, not a curated record. Gene Ontology annotation, cellular component: plasma membrane. The transcript is spliced from 4 exons.
UCUAGAACCCCACAAUCAAAAUGAUUUCUGUAACCCGUCUUCUAUUCCUGAUCUUAUUUCAUAUUCUUAUCCUCUUCCAUGAACCAGCAGAGACCGUAGGAGAUGAUACCAGAACAGUAAACCUUGGUGCAAUCAUCAAUACAAAUUCGCGCAUUGGAAAGGAAGUGAAGACAGCAUUGGAAAUAGCUAUCCAAAGCUUCAACAACUAUAGUGACCACUACAAGCUAGACCUCCAAAAACGUGAUUCAGGCGGAGAUCCUCUUAAAGCAAAAUCUGCCGCGGAACAGCUCAUCAGGAAACAGCGGGUGGAGGCCAUUCUUGGGAUGGAGACAUGGCAAGAAGCUGCGUUAGUUGCUGAAGCAGGAGACCGAGCAAAAAUACCCAUAUUUUCCUUCGCUACAACUUCUGUCCCCGCGUCAUUGACGAGCAAGCAAUGGCCUUUCUUGGUUAGGAUGACCAACAAUGAAGCGACAAAGAUGAAAUGUGUGGCUACCGUUGUUGGUGCCUAUAAGUGGAGGAAUGUGAUUGCAAUCUAUGAAGAUGAUAGUUAUGGAAGCAAUUCAAGAAUGUUUGUUGUUCUCUCUGAUGCUCUUCGAAAUGUAACCUCUCAGGUUGAGUACCGAAUGGCUUUCCCGCCCAUAUCUUUGCUUUCAAAUCCCAAAGAUGAAAUUUUAGAAGAGCUGGGGAAGUUAAAGAGCAAGCAUUUCGCUAGGGUCUUCAUUAUUAUUCAACCUUCAGUAUCAUUUGCUUCCCAUUUGUUUAAAGAAGCCAAAAGAAUUGGACUGAUGGACAGAGAGUCUGUUUGGAUUACUACAAAUGCGAUUGAUUCCUUCAACUCCUCUCUCAAUCCCUCCAUGCAAGGUGUUUUCGGAAUUAAGACUUACUUCUCUGAAAGUAGCUUUUCCUUCAAUGAUUUCGAUUCUAAAUUCAGGGAAAAAUUCCGUUCUGAGUAUCCAGAUGAAGAGAAAUUCAAACCCGGAAUCCAUGCAGUUCGAGCAUAUGAUGCUAUUUCUACUCUAAAAAGUGCAAUGAAUAACAAUUAUAGUAUUACUACAUCAAAGUUAUUGGUAGAGAAAAUAUUGUCUAGUAGAUUCAGUGGCUUAAGCGGAGAAAUUCAGUUCGAAGACGGAGAAUUUGAUAAUUCUCCGGUUUUCCAAUUUGUUAAUGUCACAGGAAAUAGUUACAAUUAUACCAUGGAAGGACUGAAGGGAGGAACAGUGGAAUGGCCAGGAGGGCUACGGAGAGUACCGAAAGGAUGGGUAUAUCCUAGUGAUUUAAAGCCCAUGAAAAUUGGUGUUCCGGGGAGACCAGUGUUUGAAGAGUUCGUCAAAGUGAAAAGAAAUAAGAACCCAGAUCUGCCACCAGUGCUUACAGGUUUCUGCAUUAAGGUUUUUGAAGAGGCUGUUAAGAUCUUGAGCCAGACUAUAUCUUAUGAAUUUGAAGACUUCAAUGGAACCUACGAUGAUCUCAUUAUGAAAGUCAAUGACACGACAUAUGAUGCUGCAGUUGGUGAUAUAACGAUCUUGGCCGACCGAUCCAAAUACGUGGAGUUCACUCGACCCUUCACACCAUCAGGGCUGUCAUUGAUAGUCCGUGUGAAGAAGGAAUCUCGGGCAUGGAUGUUCCUUAAGCCUUUCACAACAGAGGUAUGGGUAGUCACUGGUUUGGUCUUGCUCUACACCAUGUUCGUGGUCUGGUUCUUGGAACAUGGAUCAAAUCUAAACUUCAAAGGCACAAGGAAGGUUCAACUAGCCAAUCCCUUGUGGUUCACCUUCUCAACACUCUUCUUUUGCCACAGUUCACAUCUUGCUGCUGACUUUUCCAAUGCCAUUCUACAACUAUUGGAGAAUGGAGAUAUUACAAGAUGGGAAGAAGAAUGGUUCAAUGUUGAUGCCAAAUGUUCAAUAUCAGGAUCUGAUGUUAACAAGGAGAGCUUGGGCCUUGAUAGCUUUGGGGGGCUUUUUGCUCUCACUGGUGGCGCAUCUACCAUGGUCUUUAUAAUACUCUUUGUCCUUCGCCUAAGGAAGAAACGUAAACAGUACCAAGCGAUAAGCGGAGAUAAUAUUAUGAUGUCCUUAAGUAAUGGAAGUCGGUGGGCUCGAGUAAGAGAACUUUUACCCGUACUUUUGCACCAGACACCAAGCCAGCAUCAUCUUUCAGAGAUGAGUCAUCUUGAGUAUAACAGUACUCCGGGGUAUGGUCAAGCUCAACCAAUGGCUGAAAUUGAAAUGGAGGAGACAUCCACUACCGAUUUAUUAGUGUAA